Penicillium taxi is the source of this 984-nucleotide messenger RNA. RefSeq names its product putative pectin methylesterase (gene pmeA). Lineage: Eukaryota; Fungi; Ascomycota; Eurotiomycetes; Eurotiales; Aspergillaceae. The coding region runs from base 1 to 984 and encodes 327 amino acids. Gene Ontology annotation, biological process: cell wall modification. Gene Ontology annotation, molecular function: pectinesterase activity. The record is from RefSeq and is a predicted model, not a curated record. The transcript has 5 exons.
AUGAGACUUUUCGUUUUGCUUCCCUUUGUGGCCUCCGUACUGGCAGCCAGCCGUACGACUGCCCCAUCUGGGUCAAUUGUAGUUGCUAAGUCGGGUGGCGAUUAUGACACGAUCAGUGACGCCGUUGCGGCUUUGAGCACGUCAACUACAGAGGAGCAGAUCAUCUACAUAGAGGAGGGCACAUACAAUGAGCAGGUCUACAUUCCUCCUCUCGAGGGAAAGCUGUACAUCUACGGUCAAACUGAGGAUGAUACAUCCUACGCAGACAAUACAGUCACUAUCACUUACGACCUGAGUCUUGCGAGUGUAUCUACGGAUGACGAGUCUGCCACACUGCGAAACUGGUCUCCUAAGACUCAGGUUUACAACAUCAACGUGCAGAACACCUACGGCAAGGGUCAUCAAGCUCUCGCUCUCAGCGCCUACAAGACUGAACAGGCAUAUUAUGGUUGCAAUUUCACCGGAUGGCAAGACACUGUCCUCGCUGAGGCCGGAUACCAAUUUUACGGAAAGUCAUAUAUCGAGGGCGCUAUAGACUUCAUCUUCGGCCAGACCAGUAACGCUUGGUUUGACGGCUGCACAAUCGGUGUUGCUGACUAUGAUUAUGGAACUAUCACUGCCCAAGGCCGUCCUUCCAGCUCCAGUGACGGAUACUAUGUUCUCAAUGAGUGCACAGUCGAGGCCGCGUCCGGUCAGGAUGUUGGAUCGGGAGAUUACUAUCUAGGUCGCCCUUGGACAGAGUAUGCCCGUGUAGUCUUCCAGAAGACCAAACUCAGCAAAGUGAUCAACUCAAAGGGAUGGGUUGAGUGGGACACCGAUGAGCCCAACACUGAGCACGUUACUUUCGGUGAGUAUGACAACUCUGGAACUGGUGCUAGUGGUACUCGUGCCAGCUUUGCCGAAGAGCUCUCUUCUGCGGUUAAAAUCACUACCGUCCUGGGCAGCACCUAUACGGACUGGGUCGAUACCACCUACAUUAGCUAA